AUGUUUAAUCCCGCUAAGUUUUCCGGGGUGGAGAUCGCGCGGCUCCGAGCUGUAUGCGCGUCGCCGCAGGCCCCGGCAGGACAACACCAAGUCCGUAAGGGAACAGACGAUGAAUGGAAGAUUGUCUUGGGUUUAAUCGAGGGCACCAUAGCAUGCCGCAACAUGCCGGCUUUUCUUCCGCACAUCCUCCGAAGUGAGGAAUGCCUCAGACUAGUUUCUACGAUUCAGGCUCAGGUAGAAGGCGAAUUGAUUAUGCAAUUGGGGCGCUCUGGGGGUGUCCGGGUUACCCGACAGAGUACGAAAGCUAUCACCGAGCGGAUCCUGGAAUCGGCGGAGCUGGCGCGAGUAAACUUACCUGCGCUACACAACAUGCUAGGCCAGACGAAGACGAUCAGCUACGAUCAAGUAACGAAGUCGAUUCACUUCUAUUUCUUUACCAGAGAAACUGCCGAGAAGCACAAGGAGGUGCGGGUGCCUUUUUCGGGAGGAGUAUACCGGCUCCUGAAUGCCCACCGAGCAGCGGCCGGCCCGAUAUGGGACCGACAGCGGGGGCUUAAUGGACAACCACAAGGCCGGCGAGUGGAAUACACGAUUCUGCUUCUCAAUGUAACUCGGUUUGUCGACAUAGGCCGGAUUGCAGCUUUUUUGAAGGAGAAGAUUUUGACGGAAUUCGUGAUGGAGGACCUGGACACGCAUACCCCCGAUUCCAGGACAUCGACAAUAUGGAGGGUAACCUUCAAACUAGCGGGCUGUCCGACUUUCCUCGACGGCAUUGUUCGGUUGUUAUGGUUCGGGACGACCAUAAUUGUUAAGCCUCCGAAUGUCGGCAGGCGGCUGCAGUGUCUUCAAUGUGGCAACCUCGGCCACACGCUGGCGCGGUGUACAUUCACCGACCUUCAGUUGCGCGGGCCAGGGGGCGUAGUCGUAAUGGAGGAGGACGUCAAGGGUCUCGAGGAUCUUGCGAGACCAUUUCUCAGCUUCGAGGAAAUUAAAGAGAUGGCAGGGCGGCGCCUAGCGCUCCAAGAAGCAGCGGAGGAGUUAGCUCAAGCAGCGGUUUCGCCACCCGCGCGAGGACAAAUAUCAGGGACGCAAGCCGCUAUUUCACUUCCUGAGGUUACGAGCCCCAGUAGUGCUCCACAAGCGGAACAAGGGGAGAAGUUUGCUCACAUGCAACCAGAUCCGCGUCCAGCAGCACCACAGCCGUGGAUCACCAAGCAGUCCAAAAAGGGACGAUCGAGAGGUUCGUCUAAAGCGGCCACGGGCCAGGUAAAAGCGGUGGCCUCACAGGUGCGGACAGGAGGGCAGGAGCUUAUAGGCGAGGAUGGCGAGGACUGGGCCGAGGAGACAAAAACUAGUUCGGAUGCGUCGGAAGAGAUCAGGGUGCUUCAUUCACGGUCAGCCGGGGCACUUAAUCCAACGGUGGGCUUAUCGGACGGGGCCGGUACGCACUCGCUUCUUACGUCUUCCGAGAAGGCCCGGAAGCAACGGGGGGCUGGACGUGGGUCGGCUCCGAGUACGACGGGUCCAGUGCUGAUGACUCUCAAGCGUAACGAGAGAGGAUCCUUUCGACAAUUGGUCGCGGAUUUGGGUCGGCUGCCCAAGGCUCUGACGACAGUACGAGCACGAGCAACAGACGUCCCGACGGACGUAGCGGAGUUAACGUCCCAACUUGCGAUUUACCCGGUAAUCACACCGGCUACUACUAAUUGUCUUGCCAUGGCUAUUGCCCAAGCGGCAACGGACGCGUCCCUGGACGGUCCAGACAGGCAUCUGGAGCUACUGACAGCUUGCCUUAAACGGGGGAUUAAAUUGUCGGGCUUGCUGGAUCUGGAGGAUCAGUAUGCUCACGAUCAUAGAGUUCAUGCUCUGGCUAGCGUCAGCAGAGGUUGGCCUACGAUGACUCACAAGGAAUCAGCUUCGCAGAUACGAUGGUACCUCGAAGACUAUGCUACCAGCCCGUCCGCCCGAACGGCUCUGGUUGGUUCGGACACAUGGGGGGGCUGCGAUAUGGUCGGCAUGGCGGCCAAUUUUCUACAACAGUCAAUCUAUGUUAUCGAGUUUCUUACUGGCCAGACCCACCCGUGGCGCUGCCGUAAAUUUGUACCCACCACGAUCACCCGCCAUCGGCGGAGGGUCGUGACGGCGGCGGAAUGUCCGCUGGGAAUUAUGGACCUCAUGGAUGCAGUAUUAGCGGCAAAAAUUAAGGCACCCGGGCUCCCUCCUCUCGUAUUGCGCUACCAGAAUUGCCACUAUUCCGCUAUUAAUCACUCUGGGAGUUCCAGUCUGUUGCCCGACUUGGUGGCGGAGACAACAUCACUUGAGCAGACGGCUGCUGGUACGUCGGUGUGUCCGGUUACUCAGGAGGCGACGGCGCCUGUACCCGAGACGUCUGGACAGCUAGCAGGGAUACUAGUCUUACGGGAUGACUUUAUCGACGCGUCAACGGAGGUCCUGAGUAGACAUAGACCGGACGAUUGCAACGCGCGAGCACUGGUGGAGCGGCAGGUUAGCUGUUCUACGAUUCCCUCAGCGCCUCCAGCAAGGAUGCGACCCCCUCCCCCACUGAUCGUAAAAGGGCGCUUGUGGCGUCUCAAAUUUUGCAGAUAUCAGAUGGGACGGACAGGUCGCAGCGCGCCAAGGAAGCGGUAG
This is a messenger RNA of Peronospora matthiolae, 2649 nucleotides long. The record is from the annotation of a GenBank genome assembly. NCBI's taxonomy places the organism in Eukaryota, Oomycota, Peronosporomycetes, Peronosporales, Peronosporaceae.